This is a messenger RNA of Darwinula stevensoni, 1379 nucleotides long. The record is from the annotation of a GenBank genome assembly. NCBI's taxonomy places the organism in Eukaryota, Metazoa, Arthropoda, Ostracoda, Podocopida, Darwinulidae.
CCUCUCCUCGCUCAGUCCGGAUGAUGAACCUCCUCGUGCUGGUGCUCGCGGCCUCCCGGCUCGCCCUCGCGGACGGGAAUGAGCUCCUGCAGUGGCCCGUGUUCGGGAUCGGGCAGUUCGACGGUGGAGCCCUCGGCGGGUCCGCGAGGCGGUGCGUGGAGAUCCCGGAUAACAUGACCCUCUGCAGGGGGAUCACCUACCGGGAGAUGACUCUACCGAAUCUCCUUCAGCAUCACUCCAUGCACGAGGUCUCGCAGCAGGCGGCGUCGUGGGUCCCGCUACUGAAUCUCCGCUGUCACGAGGACACCCAGGUGUUCCUCUGCUCGCUCUUCGCGCCCGUCUGCCUGGACAGGCUCAUCUAUCCCUGCAGGAGCCUGUGCGAGGCGGUGCAGCAGGGUUGCGAGCAACGGAUGCUCAAUUACGGAUUCCCGUGGCCGAAGAUGCUCGAAUGCUCGCAGUUUCCGCACGAUAACGACAUGUGCAUUCCGCCGCAGGCGCAGGGUCGACCCCAGACCGCGUCAUCCGACUCGUCCGCGGCGUCGACUGCAGAUUCGGGGAUCUGCAAGGCGUGCAACCAGGCCAGUACGUACGAGAACAUCCUGGACAACUUCUGCCGGGCAGACUUCGCGAUGAAGACGAAGAUCAAGGAGAGAAAGAACGGCGAGUUGAUCUGCAAGAAGCCGAGGAUCUUCAAGAGCCUUCGAUUCAGUCGGGAGGAGAGGGGCUCGCCGAGGAUCAGCCUGGACGGGGCUCGGCGGGGCGGGGGCCAGCAGGGCGGGGACCAGCCGGAGGGGGAGGCGGUGGUGGUGAGCGGGAGGAAUGUCCUCGGGGGGGAGAGGGUGGAGGAGGGGGUGGAGGAGGAUUGCUGCGGGGGGCUGCUGGAGGAGGCGGAGGGGAAGAGGAAGGGGCAGAGGUAUCUCAUCAUGGGGAAGAAGGAUGGGGCGAGGCUGCUUCCGACUUUCAUUCUUCCCUGGAACAGGAAUGAUCACGGGAUACAUGGUGUACCGAUGGCUAGUGAAGGUAGUGUAACUCACGGGGAUGCAGGGUUUCGUGGAGCACUGGGACUUGGAGGACGCUGUGCGCAUUUGCGCACGUGCGUGACUCAAGAUGGCGUCAGGAACGAACGGAACUCUCGCGUCCACCGUGAUGUACCUAAGAAUAAUCAGUUGUCGAUAGCUAGAGAGAGUGACGUCAAGAUCGUCUCAAGGUCCUCUCAUUCUGUCUCUUACGUGUUUUCCGUGAAGGAGCUGAGGAAGGCGGUGAGGAUGUUCCGUGGCUUGGACUGCACGAAGCCGGGUCUCAUGUCCCGGUCGCUUCAAAUCCAGCCGUCCAAGUCCUCGAGGAAGGGGAAAGCCCGUGGGCGACGAAGGAAGUCCUAG